Saccharomyces mikatae IFO 1815 is the source of this 2202-nucleotide messenger RNA. RefSeq lists its product as uncharacterized. The transcript has a single exon. The coding region runs from base 1 to 2202 and encodes 733 amino acids. Lineage: Eukaryota; Fungi; Ascomycota; Saccharomycetes; Saccharomycetales; Saccharomycetaceae. The record is from RefSeq and is a predicted model, not a curated record.
AUGGUUUCUGUUUGCCGGGACUACGACCUGCAAACCUGCUAUAGGAACAUCUCCUUCAAUGUACCAGGACCAAAGUUUAAAGAAAUAAACAGAAAAAACCUAAAGGGACAACCCAAAAAGAAAGACAGUUUUCAACCUUCAGUCGCCUUUGACACCGUGCCUUCUACUGUAGGUUAUUCUUCUAUAGAUGACAGUAGAGAGGGAUUCAAAGGGGUACCGGUUCCAAAUCAUUACACAAUGGAAGAGUGUUAUGAUAAUGAAACAGACUCCUUUUCGCCGAAUUUACAAUAUUAUUUGAGAGACGCAUUCCGAUCAUCACCCUCUUUGAAUACUAGAAAAGACAAUAAACAAGAAGUCAACAGAUCUCCAUUGAGAUCCUCGAAGUUCUUGGAGAAGAAUGCUGACAUUAGGAAAUAUUUCUUGGUUUCCCAGAAUGGAAAAAUAGUAAGGAGAGAUUAUCCAAGUGCGCCUGUGAUUACUAAUGAAGCAUUGAUGAUAAACAGGUUUGAGAAAAACUGGAUGAGAUUGCGGCGCCAAAGAAAAUCACAAAUAAAUGAAAGGCUGGAUAAGAAGAAAGAAUGGUUCACUUAUCCAGAACUUAUAUUUUCCGAGGAACGCAUUAAACCGAUGUAUAGAGACGAUGAUGCUGUACCUUGUACGAAAGAGCAGAAAAGAAAACAUAAGAUCUUUCAACAGAAGGUUGGAUAUUCUAAUAACCCUAAAACGAUACUUUGCUACAUUAACGGAAAAAAACAUACAUGGGUUGCUCUAGAUUGGACCCUUUGCAAGUUUGCACGAAACCUGGAUCAUAUUGUGGUUAUAACUACAUUACCAAGACUGAUAUCCAACAAGAAAAAAAAGUCAAAGGAUGACACAGAAUGGACAUCGGGAUAUCAAAAAGAAGUCAUCAACAAAAAAUUAAGUAAGAUCUUCGAUUAUAUUCUCCAGCUUGUGAAAUUUGCCAAAAUAUCAGUCAAGGUUACUUUGGAAAUAGUUGUAGGUAAAACUAAAAAGACCCUGAUAGAUGCUAUUAAUGUCCAUACCCCAGAUUUCUUAGUUCUUGCUACUUUAAAGCAUGAAAGAAAUGAAAAUCUUAUUACAUAUAAAUCCAAAAAGUUAACUGAUGUUUUUCCUGUUAGUUAUCCAAUUCCUGUAUUUGUCGUUCCCUCAAAAAGAAUGUACUCGUUUGAACUAAACUUGCAAAAACAAGUGAAUGAACAUUUUGACAAUAGCAAUGAUAAUAACUAUACAAAGUAUCAAAAUGGGGACGGAGGUAGCAUGAACAGUUCACAACUCAAGAAGAAUAUAAUAUCAGUUAUUUCUUCGCAAAUCUCCAUAGAUUCAUAUACAGAAGACCUCAAAAGACAAGGUUACAUAAAAAAACACCCCAAAGCUUCUGAGGAUUCUAUUCGGAAGAAGUUAGUAGAUGUUGCGCAACACUCAAGAAAGAAGAUUACUGGUGAUAUAAAAAAAUUGCAAAAGUGUGAAAAAGAUAGGGAAUCUAUUACAGAAAAGGUCUUGUUGACCAAGAUUGAUAUCAUAAUCAAAGAAUCCUUGAAAUCUUCUCUAAUCAUAGAGACACUGCCUGACAAUAAUUUAUCGCAAUCCUGUCACAGUUCUCAAAUCACUAACUUCAAAAAUGCUCUGAUAGGUAAUGAGCCCAAAGGUACAAAAUUUAGGAAAUCGUUGAUACCAUAUUCUUCCUCAGAAGAACAAGAUACCUCAGAAACCAUUAAACUCAGCAGCUCACCUACAUCCCAAAUUAAAUUUGCGACCUCUGUUAAACACAAAGAUGGAAGAGCUGCUCUUGGUAAAGUCAGAAACUUGCCUGAUAUGAGGCAUAGUAUUUCUUACGAAAAAGAAAAUUCGUUUGAUCCCUCUGAUAAAAGUGGUAGUACUGACAAUAGCAUUUCCUUGAGGAAGGUAAAAAGUGCUGGUACGUUAAGGAAAAUCAAAACAAACGAUUCUUCUAGUAGUGCGGGGUCUAGAAAAAGCUCAUCCAGCUUCAGUACUGUAAAUACUUUUACUGGGGGAGGAGUAGGAAUCUUCAAGGUGUUCAAAAGUGGAAGUUCCUCCGGGAAUAAAACAUCUAGUAGAAGAAAUAGCAGCAGUAGUGAUGUUAUGGAAAACGAUGCUAGUAAUGGUAAGAAAAAAAAAAAGAAAAAGAAAAAGAAGUCAUUAUUUUCAUUCGGUAAAAUAUAA